This is a messenger RNA of Solanum verrucosum, 1410 nucleotides long. Its product is annotated as tubulin beta chain-like. Gene Ontology annotation, biological process: mitotic cell cycle; microtubule cytoskeleton organization. Bases 16 to 1347 code for a protein of 443 amino acids. Lineage: Eukaryota; Viridiplantae; Streptophyta; Magnoliopsida; Solanales; Solanaceae. The transcript is spliced from 3 exons. Gene Ontology annotation, cellular component: cytoplasm; microtubule. The record is from RefSeq and is a predicted model, not a curated record. Gene Ontology annotation, molecular function: GTP binding; GTPase activity; structural constituent of cytoskeleton.
AAAGAAACUUUGAAAAUGCGUGAGAUUCUUCAUAUUCAAGCAGGACAAUGUGGGAAUCAAAUAGGAUCAAAAUUCUGGGAAGUUGUAUGUGACGAACACGGGAUUGAUCCAACUGGAAAAUACUGUGGAGAUUCAGAAUUGCAGCUUGAAAGAGUUAAUGUUUAUUACAAUGAAACUGGAAAUGGACGUUACGUGCCACGGGCAGUUCUCAUGGACCUUGAACCUGGUACUAUGGACAGCAUCAAAUCAGGUCCUUUCGGACAAAUUUUUCGCCCUGAUAACUAUGUUUUUGGACAAUCUGGUGCUGGAAAUAAUUGGGCUAAAGGACAUUAUACUGAGGGUGCUGAACUUAUUGACUCUGUUCUUGAUGUUGUUCGAAAAGAAGCUGAAAACUCCGAUUGCUUACAAGGAUUUCAGGUGUGUCACUCACUUGGAGGAGGGACAGGAUCAGGAAUGGGAACACUGUUGAUAUCAAAGAUCAGAGAAGAAUAUCCAGACAGAAUGAUGCUUACCUUCUCUGUUUUCCCAUCACCAAAAGUCUCAGACACAGUGGUUGAGCCUUACAAUGCUACACUUUCAGUCCAUCAACUGGUUGAAAAUGCUGAUGAGUGUAUGGUUCUUGAUAAUGAAGCUCUCUAUGACAUCUGCUUCAGGACUCUCAAACUCUCCACACCAAGUUUUGGAGACCUGAAUCAUCUGAUUUCAGCAACAAUGAGUGGUGUGACAUGUUGCCUGCGAUUCCCUGGCCAGCUGAAUUCUGAUCUUCGAAAACUAGCUGUGAACUUAAUCCCUUUCCCAAGGCUUCAUUUUUUUAUGGUUGGAUUCGCGCCUCUAACAUCAAGAGGAUCUCAGCAAUAUCGAGCACUUACAGUCCCUGAACUGACACAACAAAUGUGGGAUUCCAAGAACAUGAUGUGUGCUGCUGAUCCAAGACACGGUCGUUACCUCACAGCCUCAGCAUUGUUUAGAGGCAAAAUGAGCACAAAAGAAGUUGAUGAGCAAAUGAUGAAUGUGCAGAACAAGAACUCUUCGUAUUUUGUGGAAUGGAUUCCGAACAAUGUUAAAUCCAGUGUUUGUGACAUACCACCUAGAGGGCUUUCGAUGUCUUCAACUUUUAUUGGAAAUUCAACUUCAAUUCAAGAAAUGUUUAGGAGAGUAAGUGAGCAGUUCACUGCAAUGUUUAGGAGAAAGGCAUUUUUGCAUUGGUACACUGGAGAAGGGAUGGAUGAAAUGGAAUUUACUGAAGCAGAGAGUAAUAUGAAUGAUCUUGUGGCGGAGUAUCAACAGUAUCAAGAUGCCACAGCUGAAGAAAACAGUGAUUAUGAAGAUGAAACUGGAGAAGAUUAAAGGUGUUCGACCAAUCUGCUAUUACGUAUGUUACGUGCUGCAGUGAACCUGAAACUCCAUUAA